UGAGCUUCACCGUGUCUUUUUUCCUCUCACCGAGGAUUUCCCUCACUAAUGGCGUUUUGCGUGAAAGUGAACAAAGUUAUUGACGUCAAUGCUGUGAAUUCCAAAUAGCGGGUGGAAAUAGGUGCCUCUUCUUCUAUGUAGUGUCCCCUCCCUCGGAAUGUGAGGUGGGCGGCCUCCCCAUCGGGUACGGAUCCAGGGACUCCAUCCUCAGGCCGGGUGACAAGGAGCACUGGAAAAGACGAAGGCGUGGCCCACUCAGGCGGAUUAAUAGCUGCAGCAGCAGCAGCUGGGAUCCAGGCACAGACAAACAGCAGGCUGCGUUCGGACUGAGUAGAGGUGCAGCAAUGCGCUGCUCCACCCUCCUCGGCAUCCUCACCGGGGUGCUUCUCUACUUGGUGCUGGGAGCCGUGGUGUUCCGCUCCUUGGAGGCUCCGCGAGAGGAAGGCAAGCACAUGGAUCUGCAGGAGGCGCGGCGGGACUUCUUGUUGAACUUUACCUGCAUGGGCCCAGAUGACCUUCAGACGUUCAUAGAGAAAGUAGUGGAGGCCGUCGGUGCAGGCGUGGAUCCUGGCGUGGAUCCCGGCAGUAACCUAACUUAUGUCAGCCAAUGGGAUCUGGCCAGUGCCUUUUUUUUCUCAGGGACUAUCAUCACAACUAUUGGUUUUGGAAACAUCUCUCCCAAGACAGAAGGAGGGCAGCUGUUCUGCAUCUUCUACGCUCUGGUGGGGAUCCCGAUGUUUGGUUUCCUGCUUGCUGGAGUUGGAGACCAUCUGGGUACUGGGCUGAGGAAGGCUGUUGCCAAAAUAGAGACUCUCUUCCGGAAAUGGCGUGUUAGUCCAACCAUUGUGCGGGUGAUCUCAGCCGUCCUGUCCAUCCUGCUCGGGUGCCUGCUCUUCGUCGCUGUGCCUAUCCUGAUUUUCCAGGAGGUGGAGGAGUGGACUUAUCUGGAGUCGGCGUACUUUGUCGUUAUCACCCUGACAACAGUGGGGUUCGGAGACUAUGUUGCAGGGGAUUCAGGAAAGGCGGGGAGUGACCAUUGGUACAAGCCUUUAGUAUGGUUUUGGAUCUUGCUUGGUCUUGCCUACUUCGCGUCCGUCCUGACGAUGAUUGGUAACUGGCUUCGGGUUCUAUCUAAGAAGACCAGAGCCGAGAUGGAGGAGCUCCGAGCACACGCGACUGACUGGACCCAAAACAUUCAGAAUAUGUCGGUGGAUUUUCGCAUUGCAGGAAGAAUCGACGACCCCUUUAAACGGCGCCGCCGAAAGCGCCGCCACGGCCCUCGCAGCCAAGGUCACACAGUGUCAGCCAACGGGGCCCCUGAGGGUAAAGAUGAGCAGAGUGAGAGUCAGACAGAGUCGGGAUCUUCCUACUCUUCCUCCUCCAAUGAGUCAGGGUCUGAAUCAGAAAGCGACUCUCAGGUCACUCAGACAGAGGGAGUACCCGAAGAGAAACCCGCAGAGACUCCGCCAGAUCCUCUCCUGUCGCAGCCUCUGGACCAUUUUGGGGAGAACCUUGCCUUUAUCGACGAGUCUUCGGAUGCCCAGAGUGGUAAACUCCAUUUGGAUCCUCUGCUGGAUGCGUUACAAUCCAACCGCGUACGCUCUCGGAUGCCCAAGAGGAGACGGCAAAGAAGGCCGGUUCCACAGAGAAGCCCCAAACUCAAAAGCUCCAGCCGUGAUGAGAAGGAGCCCAAUGGAAACCCCCAACCAAUUUCAGGUCUACCAGUGGAGCCUUAAGAAUGAAGCUGAAAACAGUCACUCCACUGCACAAGUAUCAGCCUAAGAGAUAUGAGAAGCGCUUAUAUUGUUUCAGGGGAGUUGUCAAUAUAGCACAUGUAUUUGUAUCUAUGUUCUGCUUACUUACAGACACUUAAGGGGAAACCCUGGUGCAGCAGCUUUGGCCACGUGUGCUUUGCAUUUAUUGCUCUUAGCAUGCGAGUGUGUAUUCCUCAACAAAAGAUGAUGAAGUGAUUUGUAUGCCAAUGUUCCCGUUACUUUCUGAGGAGUUACUGCCCUCUACUGGACCAAGAAAGAAACACUCUACCACUCUCUUUACGUCAGGGUUUGCUUGCUUUCACUAAUAAUAAAAAACCACCAAGAAAACGCAGCUGUGUGAUGCUCAUGUUAAUGAAAGGUUAAGGUGGUUAGGCAGAUACUUAAAUGUUGAAUGCUGCCAUCAACUAAACGAGUGCUAAAUAGGCUCUUUGGUGUGUAAUAAAA
This is a messenger RNA of Pungitius pungitius (ninespine stickleback), 2219 nucleotides long. RefSeq names its product potassium channel subfamily K member 4 (gene kcnk4b). Gene Ontology annotation, cellular component: plasma membrane. The transcript is spliced from 7 exons. Gene Ontology annotation, biological process: stabilization of membrane potential; potassium ion transmembrane transport. The coding region runs from base 345 to 1736 and encodes 463 amino acids. The record is from RefSeq and is a predicted model, not a curated record. Gene Ontology annotation, molecular function: potassium ion leak channel activity; outward rectifier potassium channel activity. NCBI's taxonomy places the organism in Eukaryota, Metazoa, Chordata, Actinopteri, Perciformes, Gasterosteidae.